This is a messenger RNA of Fusarium tjaetaba, 1722 nucleotides long. RefSeq lists its product as uncharacterized. The transcript is spliced from 2 exons. Bases 1 to 1722 code for a protein of 573 amino acids. The record is from RefSeq and is a predicted model, not a curated record. Lineage: Eukaryota; Fungi; Ascomycota; Sordariomycetes; Hypocreales; Nectriaceae.
AUGACGCCGAACCAGUUGUCAGCCUCAUGCGCAGAAAUUCCUCCCCCUUCUCUCCUCAUAGAGAAUCUAGGCAAAGAAGUACCUCUCAAUAAGAGUCAAGAAGAGCAACAAGACACUUACCCCAGCUCACCAUCUGGGAACAAUCUCAAGGUAUUCUCACCACACAGUCUGCGAGCUCUCAAAGAUUACCUCUGCAGCCCGAACCAGGGCGAAGUGUCUUCAGUUGAUCUUCACACGCCUCCGGCCGACUCCCAACGCAAUAAGUACGGUGCUGGAGAUGUACGCGAAACUAAGCACAAACGGAGCAUCGAUAGCCAAGUCAAUCGACCUCGGGAGUAUCACAAGCCCAACACUAGCCACCGAUCUCAGUUCACCAUUCCACAGCGCAAGCCCGGAUUCAAGCUGCUAAAGACUUGGCAUGAGGAAUCUUUCCAUCCUUGCAACAAAGAAUAUACCGAACACAGUGAUUCCACCUUUAAGCCUAGAGUCUUCGCUGAGCAGAUCGACCCCGAAAUACCUCUAUCGCUACACAAGUGGCAUAGCGAAAUCAACUUUCUCGAACCACUCGCUCUUGAAGCAGAUGUUCGCCAAGAGUAUGCUGUUCAUGCCACCUACAAGAAGCACCAUCACGAUGUUAGUGUCAAAAAGGUCAAUGAUAAGAGACAGGUCACUGUGGAACAGGAGGCCAUCAAGAUGCUCGACUGGAACACCCCAAUCGAAUUCCAUGAUGUGCCCCGCCACGUACAACAAGCGAUAUACGACGACAAAGUCGAAGUUGCCGCUUUAACCAGAAAGAUGGCCGUCCGAGAUGGAUAUGUCGAAGGCAUGAUCGCUGGAGAAUUCACCUUCCACCCAGAUUCCUCUCACUUACCACUUACCGAGGACCAGACGGCGGUUCUUUGUGAAGCUGAGAGUUUCCGGGGGCUGUUCUCGCUGAGAGAGGUCGAAGAUGAAGAUGAGGAUUACAUUCUUCAGAAGCCUUCAAAGAAGCCCAAGCCCUCCAACAAGUCCUCUACUUCCAAAUCUUCGAAGUAUGAUCGGUGGCUUAAAGAGCAGUCAUCCACUACCUGCCCAGCGGCUAAGUGGCUUGAUGACGAAGCGGCUUUUUCGAAGAAAAAGGCAUGUAAUAAAGCCUUUUCUAAGCAGGUUAAACACCACUUCCCAACCUUCAACUCACCCCAUCUGAAAGAACUUCCCAAGGCCGUCGACACCAACAAACUCGAAUGGGAAACCGACUACGUCCCCUAUAUACUCCCUGAGACUGAUAAUGACUCUACGCGCCACAACAUGUACGAAACCCCAGUCAAGGUUGAUGUCCCCAAAUGGUUCCCGACCUUUACUAGCUAUGGCGUUGUGCCCAUCAACCGCCGCAACAGCAUCGAGAAGCAGUACAAAGAAUUCCUCACCCAUAUCUGGAGACUCGAGAACCAGAUGCGCACCAAGAAAAACAACGACAAGUGGGACAAGAAAUGGCACGAACCCAGCUCUCGCUGGUCCGAACCUUUCCAGAAGAAGAGCGGCCAAGAAUGGGUCACAUUCGACAAGGCUGUACCGUGUGAUCUUGUCGAGCAAGAUGUGGUUUCUGGAGAAUUCAGCUUCGAUGAUGUUUUCGACAUGGACGGUAGUGAUGACAACAAAGCCAUUGGUACGAAGAAGCCCGAAGCGUAUCUCAAGGAGAUCGAGAUGGCUGUGAAGAAGGCUAUUGCGAAGGCUGGUAUAUGA